AUGCGAAUGGAAAGGAUUGCUCCUCUUGAGAGAUCUGAAAACAGAUGGGUAUCUCUGUCAGUUGCUGGAGAGAUUCCCAAGGCUGGUGAAGAGACAAUUGAGAUGAUAAAGAGAAAAGUUAAAGCUCUGCUCAACAAGUUGACAUUAGAAAAAUUUGAGAUUAUAUCUGAUCACAUUAUCGAGUUUGCAAAUAAAUCAAAAGAAGAACGUGAUGGGAGAAUAUUAAAGACAGUUAUUCAGCUUACCUUUGAGAAAGCUUGUGAUGAACCCAAUUUUAGUCAGAUGUAUGCGCAACUCUGUCGGAAGAUGAUGGAGCGCAUUGAUAUGGAUAUUUUUGAUGAGAAUAUUAAGAAUGCAUCAGAUGAAUAUUUUCGCGGUGGUACGUUGUUCAGGAAAUACCUACUUAACAGAUGUCAGGAUGGCUUUGAAAAAGGUUGGAAAGCUAAUAUGCCAAUACCAAACAAUGUGAAGGGAGAGCCUGACUUGUUGUCUGAUGAAUAUUAUAUUGCUGCUAAAGCUAAAAGACAUGGACUGGGUGUGAUUAAGUUUAUUGGAGAGUUAUUCAAAUUGCAUAUGUUGACUGAACGUAUUAUGCAUGAGUGUAUAAAGAAACUAUUAGCUAAUCAUCAAGACCCAGAAGAAGAGAAAACUGAAUCUCUGUGUGAAUUGCUUACGAUAGUUGGAAAACAACUGGAUCAUCCGAAAGCAAAGGAUCAUAUGGACGCUCACUUUGUUCGUAUGGAUAGUAUGAGCAAGAAUACAGAAAAACUUAACAGUCGUAUAAGGGUUAUGCUUAUGGACUUAAUUGAACUCAGAAAACGGAAUUGGGUACCACGCCAUAAUACCAAUGCACCAAUGACGAUUGCAGAGAUUCAUGAAGCUUUCUAUAAGGCGGAUAAACGACGCUCAGCGAGUACCAGUGAUGGUCGAAACAUUCCUAGAAUAGCUGAAGAAGCUAAGCGAAAGAUUAAAGUCAUGGUUGACGAAUAUUGGUCGAUGAAAGACAAGAAGGAAGUUGCCGUACGAAUCAAAGAACUUCCUGUCAGAUAUUUUGGUGAUGCAAUCCGAGAGUUUAUCGAAUCGGCGCUUGACAAGAAACCAGACGAUGUUUCAAAUUGUGCCGACCUUCUCAAGGAACUUCGGAAGCAAGCUGCAAUAUGUCCAGCAGAUUGCAAGAAAGCGUUUACUGAUAUUAUAGACAAUUUAGAAGAUAUUGGAAUUGAUGUUCCCCAAGCUUAUGCACACACUGGACAAUUGUUACACGGCGCUCGGAUAGAGUUGCAUGAAGUGGCUGAAUUGAUACGACCGCUAACUGACAUAGGAGGGAGUGAACCACCCUCGGCAAAGGUUGUGGCAGGAUAUCUAAAUUCAAUGAAAGCUUCUAUGGGCGAACAGAUGGUACUCCGUCAAGUCAAAAAUGUCAGAUUUGAUUUCGCCUCGCUCUUCCCUGACGGUAAUGAAGAUGCUUUAAAUAGGUUUUUGGAAAAACAGGGGUUGAACAUAUUGAAAAAAAUGUAA
Paraglomus brasilianum is the source of this 1518-nucleotide messenger RNA. Lineage: Eukaryota; Fungi; Glomeromycota; Glomeromycetes; Paraglomerales; Paraglomeraceae. The record is from the annotation of a GenBank genome assembly.